This is a messenger RNA of Gasterosteus aculeatus aculeatus (three-spined stickleback), 3834 nucleotides long. It is a transcript of the gene camk1a, whose product is annotated as calcium/calmodulin-dependent protein kinase Ia. Gene Ontology annotation, biological process: protein phosphorylation. Gene Ontology annotation, molecular function: ATP binding; protein kinase activity. The record is from RefSeq and is a predicted model, not a curated record. Lineage: Eukaryota; Metazoa; Chordata; Actinopteri; Perciformes; Gasterosteidae.
UUGUCCGCACACUCUGCGCACUCUGCUACACAGCGACAGCGCCAGACGCUUUUUUGAAAAUAAUAAAAAAGCUGUUGACAGAUUUUGUCCCGACUCUUGUCGGAUCGCAUUAUUAGGAGAACAGUGAGGUUUUUUUUUUUGUUUGUCCACAUGCGUGUGCUUUUCUUGACGUCAGGAGAAGUGUGAGCGGAUCCAGCUCUGCGCACAAGCGCAGCACCCACAACGCUCCCACAGGGAAGGGCAACGCACCACAGCCGCGGAUCGCAAUUUAGCUGUAGUGUGGCGAGUCCGAUCCAGCGUUUGUAGGAUGCCCCUGGGAGAGGAUGGGAAUGGGUGGAAAAAGAAGACAACGGACAUCAAAGAACAUUACGACUUCAAAGAAGUGCUGGGAACGGGAGCUUUCUCAGAAGUGGUACUAGCAGAGGAGAAGAGGACCCAGAGACUGGUAGCCAUCAAGUGCAUCCCCAAGAAGGCAUUGGAAGGCAAAGAGAACAACAUUGAAAAUGAGAUCGCUGUCCUGCACAGAAUCAAGCAUGCCAACAUCGUUACGCUGGAGGACAUCUUUGAAAGUACAUCCCACCUAUAUCUGGUCAUGCAGCUGGUAUCUGGAGGCGAGCUGUUUGACAGGAUCGUGGAGAAAGGCUUCUACACAGAGAGAGAUGCCAGCCAACUCAUCCACCAGAUCUUGGACGCAGUCAAAUAUCUCCACGACAUGGGAAUCGUUCACAGAGACUUGAAGCCAGAGAAUCUAUUGUAUUACAGUAUGGACGAGGAAUCCAAAAUCAUGAUCAGUGACUUUGGACUGUCAAAGAUUGAGGGAUCAGGGAGCGUCAUGUCCACAGCCUGCGGCACUCCUGGAUAUGUGGCUCCUGAGGUGCUCGCUCAGAAGCCGUACAGCAAAGCAGUAGACUGCUGGUCCAUAGGAGUUAUUUCUUAUAUUCUGUUAUGUGGAUAUCCUCCGUUUUAUGAUGAAAACGAUUCCAAGUUGUUUGAGCAGAUUCUGAAAGCAGAGUAUGAAUUUGACUCUCCCUACUGGGACGACAUCUCAGAUUCAGCCAAAGACUUUAUCUGUCACCUAAUGGAGAAAGAACCCUUGAAGAGGUAUACGUGUGAGCAGGCCCUGCAGCAUCCAUGGAUCUGCGGGGACACGGCUCUGGACAAGAAUAUCCACGAAUCUGUCAGCGCUCAAAUCAAGAAGAACUUUGCCAAAAGUAAAUGGAAGCAAGCAUUUAAUGCCACAGCGGUGGUGCGCCACAUGCGGAAGUUGCAGCUGGGUACUAGUCUCGAGGGACCUAGUCAAAUUACUCCCACCAGUCCCUGCCACGGACAUCUGCUCCCAGAGGAAGAGGAGGAGGAGGAGGAAGACGACUUGGGAAAUGGGGAGGAGGAGAGCUGUAAGUCAACAGUGAACACUCAGUCUAUUUCAGACGUCUGCCUCUCUUCACAUACCAGAGUCAUGCCACAGUGUGCCGUUAAAGGUGUCCCACUAUGAGGAGGGCCGGCGCGGGAGCAACGAGGGCAGCGCAGACCGGGACAGCCUGAGAAGCUGCACCUACUGCUGCAGGCCAGCCAGUCGCGUUUGAGCAACUCCCGGUGGCACUGGUGACAUCGUUUACCUGCAGCACCUAGAACCCCACCCGCCCCAGUCUGGCCAGGAAUGCAGAGUAGUUAUCAGCCAGUGUCCAGCCCAGUACAUCCACAGGGAGCCGGUCACUGUCAUAGUGUAGAGAAAUAUUCUUUUUCCCCUAUAAAAAAAAAAAAAAAACACAUCUGGACUCGAGACACACAAUUUGUUACUUUUUCUUUCGCGGAACAGAAUGCAAGGCUACGCCGAGUGGAGGGGUCUUUUUAAUGAAAGGGCCACUGACUUGUGGUACUUGUAGUUGUUAUUUGGGCAGCAGACAGGCGUUAUUUCUACUUAAUUACUAGUUGUGGGUGUGUGUCAACAGGCGUAUGGAGUCUCAAUCAAAGAUGAGGCUGCAGACUAACGGCAGUCUCCUACAUUACUUUGGUUCUUACGUCGUCUAUCACAUCUACCUCUUAUCACAACUACCGUCCGUCUGCAUUAAUCUGGUUCUCACACUAUAUUAUAUUAUAUUACACUAUAUAUUCACCACUGGCAGCUUUCUCCAAAAUUCUGGCCAGACAGGGCACAAAGAAAAUGGGGGAGCACUUUUCUAGGUUGAGCAACUGAAAGCUACUUCUGCAUGUCUUUAUACUUCUUACCCAUCAAUGUGACUCGGUCUAGUCACUGACCAAGUAGCUGUUGACUUGAAUAGAGUUCAAUCUCAAGGCACGACUUCACUGCUGAUGCCACCUGCUCAUUUGGUCCCCCCCCCCUUCAUAUGAAGUGUUUUUGUCAUUGUAAAAGUUAUUUUAUUUAGACCCUUUGUUGAAAUGUGGUGGUUGACUGAGGGGUUAUGGCCUCUAUAUUCUGGCUCAGACUGCGUUUGUGAAGAGUGUUUCUGACCCGGAGGGUCUUGCAUGCUUUAGUUUGGGAAAUGGGAAAUCAAAACGUAUGAAUAUCAAAAGGAGACUUUUUAUUUUUUGGUUUGUUUUAUGGCUGUUCUGUUAUCAGAGGCUCAAACUGAGAUCCCCGUAAGUCAAUAAAUCACAGGAAUGUGACUCCGUAGGCGCACUUUAUGUUAGGGGCAGUUAUUUUAAAAUUAUAUAUUUUAUUUUUUUUGCUCAUUCUCCCUGUUCUGUUUCUGACAAGCGUAUGGAUAUCUGUCAGUGUCUCACGCUGAGGUGGUGGGAUCUUAGUUUGGGUGCUCCGCCUGCUCCGUACUGUGCACCUCUAGUGGAUAAAGUUUUGGUCUACUGUUUGCAUGACCUGGUUAAAUAUGUUUACAUGAAUGAUGAUCAAUUAGUAUAAACACACAUGAUUAUUAUUACUAUGUUGUAUUGAAAAAAAUGAUGUAAUACUGUAACUUUUGAGAUAUAUAAUGUGAAGUGAGUAACACCAGAAUGUUGAUGUUAAUGUUGUUGACAGAGUACAACACAGCACAGUGAACUGUUUGCAUUGACUGAGAUGGUCGAACCUCUACCUGAAUGACAUUUCAACUUUCAACAUUUCUUUUCUGUUUUCUUGCCGUUGCUUUUAUAGAAUCAAUUUAUUCUUUUGGACCGACAGGCAGAAAAAAAACAUAUAUCGUACAUAUCGUAAACAUCACCUGGAUGAAGCAUGGCGAUGUUUCGGCAGAACAUUUAAUGUACUGGAAAUACUUUAAUUCCUUAUAUUAGUCAUACCAUUCCAUUGCUAUAUCUUGUAUUUAUUUAAGGUAUGUCAUGAUACAAUUCCAUAUCUUUAGUUAGCUGAAGAGACCAGGAACCAAUCGCUGAAAAUAAUUGUUGCCCAGAUAAAACCAGUUCCCUCAAUUUUGCCAUCAAUAUUUACAGGUCCAUAGAACAAUAAAUGAAGGAAACCACUCUGGAUUUACAUGAAUGCAAUUGUGGAAAAUAUGCAAACUGUGUGUGAAGGGCUCCACGUUAACUGUAAGAUGUUGAUGACUUUGAUAAGCUGGCAAUUAUUUGUUUGGUAAUGACCUUAUAUUGAACCUUACCUGGGAUUUGUUUCCACUUGGCUGUGUUUAAAAAAAAAAAGAGCGUAUUUUACCCAUUACAAACACAUCUAAAUGCAUAAAGAGACACAUGUAUAUUAUAUAUAUAUAGAUAUAAGUAUAUAUUGUAUAUCCUUUUUUGUAAAAGCUGUUUUGAGCUACAAAUGUAUGGAUGCAAUGCAUCAUGGGUUAUUGAACAAGUUGUAAAGAAAUACAAUGAUUUCUACCCACAGAGAUUUGAUUGCAGGAAAUGAAAUUAAACUUCUUGUCUAUG